Messenger RNA from Mandrillus leucophaeus (drill), 1674 nucleotides. RefSeq names its product activin A receptor, type IIB (gene ACVR2B). The transcript is spliced from 11 exons. The coding region runs from base 1 to 1566 and encodes 521 amino acids. Gene Ontology annotation, biological process: activin receptor signaling pathway; protein phosphorylation; cellular response to growth factor stimulus. Gene Ontology annotation, cellular component: activin receptor complex; plasma membrane. Lineage: Eukaryota; Metazoa; Chordata; Mammalia; Primates; Cercopithecidae. Gene Ontology annotation, molecular function: activin binding; activin receptor activity; ATP binding. The record is from RefSeq and is a predicted model, not a curated record.
AUGGGUGGCCUGCGUCCAGGGGGGUUUGGGUGGUGGUCCCAGGGGCAUGCUCAGUGGUUCUCUUUUCUCUGGGGCACAGGCUCUGGGCGUGGGGAGGCUGAGACACGGGAGUGCAUCUACUACAACGCCAACUGGGAGCUGGAGCGCACCAACCAGAGCGGCCUGGAGCGCUGCGAGGGCGAGCAGGACAAGCGGCUGCACUGCUACGCCUCCUGGCGCAACAGCUCUGGCACCAUCGAGCUCGUGAAGAAGGGCUGCUGGCUAGAUGACUUCAACUGCUAUGAUAGGCAGGAGUGUGUGGCCACUGAGGAGAACCCCCAGGUGUACUUCUGCUGCUGUGAAGGCAACUUCUGCAACGAGCGCUUCACUCAUUUGCCAGAGGCUGGGGGCCCGGAAGUCACGUAUGAGCCACCUCCGACAGCCCCCACCCUGCUCACGGUGCUGGCCUACUCACUGCUGCCCAUUGGGGGCCUUUCCCUCAUUGUCCUGCUGGCCUUUUGGAUGUACCGGCAUCGCAAGCCCCCGUACGGUCACGUGGACAUCCAUGAGGACCCUGGGCCUCCACCCCCAUCCCCUCUGGUGGGCCUGAAGCCACUGCAGCUGCUGGAGAUCAAGGCUCGGGGGCGCUUUGGCUGUGUCUGGAAGGCCCAGCUCAUGAAUGACUUUGUAGCUGUCAAGAUCUUCCCACUCCAGGACAAGCAGUCGUGGCAGAGUGAACGGGAGAUCUUCAGCACACCUGGCAUGAAGCACGAGAACCUGCUACAGUUCAUUGCUGCCGAGAAGCGAGGCUCCAACCUCGAAGUAGAGCUGUGGCUCAUCACGGCCUUCCACGACAAGGGCUCCCUCACGGAUUACCUCAAGGGGAACAUCAUCACAUGGAACGAACUGUGUCAUGUAGCAGAGACGAUGUCGCGAGGCCUCUCAUACCUGCAUGAGGACGUGCCCUGGUGCCGUGGCGAGGGCCACAAGCCGUCUAUUGCCCACAGGGACUUUAAAAGUAAGAAUGUAUUGCUGAAGAGCGACCUCACAGCCGUGCUGGCUGACUUUGGCUUGGCUGUUCGAUUUGAGCCAGGGAAACCUCCAGGGGACACCCACGGACAGGUAGGCACGAGACGGUACAUGGCUCCUGAGGUGCUCGAGGGAGCCAUCAACUUCCAGAGAGAUGCCUUCCUGCGCAUUGACAUGUAUGCCAUGGGGCUGGUGCUGUGGGAGCUUGUGUCUCGCUGCAAGGCUGCAGACGGACCCGUGGAUGAGUACAUGCUGCCCUUUGAGGAAGAGAUUGGCCAGCACCCUUCGUUGGAGGAGCUGCAGGAGGUGGUGGUGCACAAGAAGAUGAGGCCCACCAUUAAGGAUCACUGGUUGAAACACCCGGGCCUGGCCCAGCUUUGUGUGACCAUCGAGGAGUGCUGGGACCAUGAUGCAGAGGCUCGCUUGUCUGCGGGCUGUGUGGAGGAGCGGGUGUCCCUGAUUCGGAGGUCGGUCAACGGCACUACCUCGGACUGUCUCGUUUCCCUGGUGACCUCUGUCACCAAUGUGGACCUGCCCCCUAAAGAGUCAAGCAUCUAAGCCCAGGACAUGAGUGUCUGUCCAGACUCAGUGGAUCUGAAGAAAAAAGGAAAAAAAGUUGUGUUUUGUUUUGGAAAUCCCAUAAAACCAACAAACACAUAAAAUGCA